GGGGGAAGCCAAACGGAUCUGGCACAGAGCAAUGUCUCUCUGUCUUCUCUCCUCCUGGCUCUAGCUGCUGGGGGGUGCGGAUGGUUUGGCGUUGGGGGCUUGAAUUGUUCAGUUCAGGGACUAAAAAUCCUGUUUUGUUUUUGUUUCUCCCCCUUCUGGCUGUGGAGUCGGUCAGUGUCGCAAGAGAAAACCCACUAAAGGCACAGAGCAUGUGGCCCGGACGCCUGACUGCCGGGCUGGAUGUCUAGCAGGGCCAGGGGUCCCCCGGCGCAGCCAUGCCCCCGCGGCCGUCGUCCGGGGAGCUGUGGGGGCUGCACCUCAUGCCCCCCCGGAUCAUGGUGGAUUGUUGCCUCCCCAACGGCAUCCUGGUCACCCUGGAGUGUCUGCGGGAGGCUGCGCUGCUGGGCAUCAAACACGAGCUCUUCCGAGAGGCCCGGAAAUACCCCCUCUUCCAUCUGCUGCAGGACGAAUCCUCCUACAUCUUCGUGGGGGUGACCCAGGAGGCCGAGCGCGAGGAGUUUUUCGACGAGUCCCGGCGGCUCUGCGACCUGCGGCUCUUCCAGCCCAUCCUCAAGGUCAUCGAGCCGGUUGGGAACCGGGAAGAGAAAAUCCUCAACCGGGAGAUCGGCUUCGCCAUCGGGAUGCCCAUCUGCGAGUUCGAGCUGGUGAAGGACCCCGAGGUGCAGGACUUCCGCCGCUCCAUCCUGGCCGUGUGCCGUGAGGCCAUGGAGAUGCGGGAGGCUGGCGGGCCCCACAGCCAGGCCCUCUACGUCUACCCCCCGAAUGUGGAGUCCAGCCCCGAGCUGCCCAAACACGUCUACAACAAGCUGGACAAGGGCCGGCUGAUGGUGGCCGUGUGGGUGAUCGUGGCCCCACACCUGGACAAGCAGAAGUACACGCUGCAGGUGCCGCACGACGCACUGCCCGCGCAGCUCAUCGCCGACGCCAUCCGCAAGCGGAGCCGCAGCAUGCACCUGGCGCCCGCGCAGCUCCAGCGCUGCCUACAGGAGUACCGGGGCCAGUACCUGCUCAAGGUGUGCGGCGCCGACGAGUACCUGCUGCACGAGUGCCCGCUCAGCCAGUACAAGUACAUGAGGAACUGCAUCGCCGUGGGGCGCCUGCCCCACCUCAUGCUCAUGUCCAAGGAGAGUCUGUACAGCCAGCUGCCGGCCAACGUCUUCCUGCUGCCCUCCUACGCCCGCCGGGCCGGGCCCUGCACCCACGCCAACGGGGACCCGCCCGCCAAGUCCCUCUGGUCCGUGCCCAGCCUGCUGCACAUCCGCGUGCUGUGUGCCACCUACGUCAACGUCAACAUCCGCGACAUCGACAAGAUCUACGUGCGGACGGGGAUUUACCACGGUGGGGAGCCCCUCUGCGACAACGUCAACACUCAGCGCGUUCCCUGCUCCAACCCCAGGUGGAACGAAUGGCUCUCCUACGACAUGUACCUCGCAGACCUGCCCCGCGCCGCCCGCCUCUGCCUCUCCAUCUGCUCCGUCAAGGGCCGCAAGGGGACCAAAGAGGAGCACUGCCCCCUGGCGUGGGGGAACGUCAAUCUCUUUGAUUACAAAGAUACCUUGGUGGCUGGGAAGAUGGCGCUCAACCUGUGGCCAGUGCCCCACGGCCUGGAGGACUUACUGAACCCCAUCGGUGUGGGGGGCUCGAACCCCAACAAGGAGACCCCCUGCCUGGAGCUUGAAUUCACCUGGUUCAGCCACGCGGUGAAAUUCGCCGAUGAGGCACAAAUUGAGGAUCACGCGAACCGGAGCAUGUCACGGGAGCUGGGCCUCAACUGCUGCCUCACGGGGCUGAGCAACCGCCUGGCCCGGGACAGCAGCCUGCAGGAGAACGAACUGGAGCAGCUUCGGAGCAUCUGCCACCGCGACCCCCUGUCGGAGAUCACCGAGCAGGAGAAAGACUUCCUCUGGAGGCAUCGCCAUUACUGCGUCAACAUCCCAGAGACGCUGCCCAAGCUGCUGCUGUCCGUCAAGUGGAAUUCGCGGGACGAGGUGGCUCAGAUGUACUGCCUGCUGCGGGAGUGGCCCCUCAUCGCGCCGGAGCUGUCCAUGGAGCUGCUGGACUGCAACUUCCCUGACCCCCGCGUGCGGGACUUCGCCCUCAAGUGCCUGGCGCAGGGGCUGACGGACGACAAGCUGAGCCAAUACCUCAUCCAGCUGGUGCAGGUACUGAAGUACGAGCAAUACCUUGACAACCCGCUGGCCCGGUUCCUGCUCCGCAAGGCUCUGACCAACCAGCGCAUCGGCCACUUCUACUUCUGGCACCUCAAGUCUGAGAUGCACAGCAGGACAGUGAGCCGGCGGUUCGGGCUGAUGCUGGAGGCGUUCUGCCGGGGCUGCGGGAUGUACCUGAAACACCUCAACCGGCAGGUGGAGGCGAUGGAGAAACUCAUCAACCUGACGGACACCCUGCGGCAGGAGAAGAGAGACGACACCCCGAAGAUGCAGAUGAAGUUCCUGGUGGAGCAGAUGAAACGCCCGGAUUACAUGGAAGCUCUGCAGGGCUUCAUCUGCCCCCUGAACCCUGUCCACCAGCUGGGCAACAUCCGGCUGGACGAAUGCAGGAUCAUGUCGUCGGCCAAGCGGCCGCUCUGGCUGAACUGGGAGAAUCCAGACAUCAUGUCGGAGCUGCUCUUCACCAACCAUGAGAUCAUCUUCAAAAACGGGGAUGAUCUCCGGCAGGAUAUGCUGACGCUGCAAAUUAUCCGGAUCAUGGAGAACAUGUGGCAGAACCAAGGACUGGACCUUCGGAUGCUGCCCUACGGCUGCCUGUCCAUCGGGGACUGCGUGGGGCUGAUCGAGGCGGUGAGGAGCUCCCACACCAUCAUGCAGAUCCAGUGCAGGGGCGGCCUGAAGGGGGCGCUGCAGUUUAACAGCCACACCCUGCACCACUGGCUGAAGGAGAGGAACAAGGGGGCCAGAUGUGACAUCGCGGUCCUCACACACGCCUUCCGCCUCCUGACUUGCCCGGACGCCACGGUAAAGAACGUUGCAACGACCGCCCUGCACGCCGCCACCGAGAAACGAAUCGGCAGACCUCCCUCCGACCGAGAUGUGGCCACCUUCUUGAGCGGCUCCCUGGACGGCGACUUCGCCCGGGACAGGGGAGACUUCGCCUCGCUGUGGACCCGCGCCCGCAAUGCCACGCGCCGGCUGGGAAAGCACCUGGGCUGCCGCUGGGAAUGGAACGAGGAACGGCGGGAGCUGGGAGUCCUGAUACCGCGGAUCGGAACGGAGGACAACAUCAUCGUCACCCCCGGAGCCAGAGGCGUGCUGGAGAGAUCCCUGAAGGCCGCCGUCCACGCGCUCUACGUGGACGCCUUGAAGAAAAAGCCGGACCAGGGUAAAGUCUUCGAAGUAACCAGCAAGUGGGACUCCAGCAACCACUUCCUCCCCACAGGCAGCUUCACCCGGUUCGCCGACUGGCGGUUCAUUCACCGCGCCCGGCUGAAUUGCGUCCCUCUCAACGGUGCCAUCCGCCACGGGAACCGGGAUAAACGCUGCAGGAAGUGCGGGUACGUCAACGAAACCCUGCCCCACGUCCUGUGCUGCUGCAAGCCCCACGCCAGAGCCUGGCAGCUACGCCACAACGCCGUCCAGGACCGUCUAGUGAAGGCCAUCAACCCGCGUCUGGGAGAGAUCGCUGUCAACCGCACCGUCCCCGGCACCGACAGCCCGCUGCGCCCGGACAUCGUCGUCACGGACGAGGUGGGGAAAAAGAUCAUCCUGGUCGACGUAGCGAUUCCGUUCGAGAACAGGACCCCGGCCUUCCGCGAAGCCCGAGCCCGCAAGCUCGAAAAAUACGCCCCCCUGGCUGACACCCUGCGGACUAAGGGUUACGAGGUGCACGUCGACGCUCUGCUCGUUGGGGCCCUGGGUGCCUGGGACCCGUGUAACGAACGCGUGCUGAGGACCUGUGGGGUGGGCCGUCAUUACGCGCGGCUCAUGAGACGCCUAAUGGUCUCGGACACUAUCCGUUGGUCCCGGGACAUUUACACCGAGCACAUCACCGGCCACCGCCAAUACCAAGAGUGAGCCAGGGAGACCUCGUGCACCCACACACACCCCCUGCUGGACCCUAUCCCCUGAGCCCUAAACCCACCAAACCUAGCUGAAUCCCGCCACGUGAGGGUCACCCCAUCCCCAUUAUCCAGCCCGCUUGCUUAUACCCAUGACUGUCCCUGCCUCCCGUAUGGAUGGUGGACCCUCACCGUUUAUCGACUGUCUCCUGACCCCGCCCACCGGUUACCCACCCCUCAUUGGGGACAUUGCAGUGUGUAUAUACUAUGUGUGCUGCCCAGCCCCAAAACACCAACAUACCCCCUUACUCUGCAUGUUACCCCCAAUGACCAAUGACUAACGCUUCACAUUUUCUGUAUCGUUUAUUCCUUUAAAUUUCCUCUUUUUCUGGACCCAAUGCUAACACAGGACACCACUAGAGACAGACACAGAACAUGCAACACAGACUUUGUCGUGACACUAUAACCAUGGUAUUUUAUAACUCUUCAGCUGGUACCAGCUCUCCUGAUGUUCUGGUUCGGAGCCUGAAAGAUAGAAGCUUGGAAACAAAUUAGCACAGUGCUUUCACCCUGGCAGAACCUGCUUAGUCCCUGCCACAGUGUGUUUGGUACUUGGGGCUGCACAAAUGCUAAUUAAGUGGUGCAUUUUUUGUGAGUGUAAAUCCUCCCUUUCUCUCAGUAAAAGGGCGUUAACACUCCAUUUAGAAAAAAAUUUCUGUUUUAAAAUCUCCAGCCAUUUUGCCAUGGCCUGGAGAUCUGAGGCAGAAGCAGGGACUGUUGUUAACUGUUUCAAUGGCAUUUUGGCCCUGGGAGGAGGAAUUUACCCAAAUAUUUCAAAUAUCCCCCUUCCCAAUCUCCAGAGGGGUCCCAAAGGUCUGCCCCCUUCUGGGGUUUUAAAUGUUUCUUCUCCUGAUGUUCCUGCUGCUGUAAGAUUUGAGAGUGCUGUUUUAACUCUCUGUACCCAACCUGUUUUCAGUUUCUCUAUCUGUUGCUUGCCUGGGCCCGAUCCUGCUUUUUCCAAUAAACAGUUCCUUUCCAUGG
Malaclemys terrapin pileata is the source of this 5077-nucleotide messenger RNA. Its product is annotated as phosphatidylinositol 4,5-bisphosphate 3-kinase catalytic subunit alpha isoform-like. NCBI's taxonomy places the organism in Eukaryota, Metazoa, Chordata, Testudines, Emydidae. Gene Ontology annotation, molecular function: 1-phosphatidylinositol-3-kinase activity; 1-phosphatidylinositol-4-phosphate 3-kinase activity. Gene Ontology annotation, biological process: cell migration; phosphatidylinositol-mediated signaling; phosphatidylinositol 3-kinase/protein kinase B signal transduction. The transcript is spliced from 20 exons. The coding region runs from base 276 to 4052 and encodes 1258 amino acids. The record is from RefSeq and is a predicted model, not a curated record. Gene Ontology annotation, cellular component: plasma membrane; phosphatidylinositol 3-kinase complex, class IA; phosphatidylinositol 3-kinase complex, class IB.